Colletotrichum acutatum is the source of this 1476-nucleotide messenger RNA. Its product is annotated as WD domain-containing protein. Gene Ontology annotation, cellular component: nucleolus. The transcript has 2 exons. The coding region runs from base 1 to 1476 and encodes 491 amino acids. NCBI's taxonomy places the organism in Eukaryota, Fungi, Ascomycota, Sordariomycetes, Glomerellales, Glomerellaceae. Gene Ontology annotation, molecular function: protein binding. Gene Ontology annotation, biological process: ribosome biogenesis. The record is from RefSeq and is a predicted model, not a curated record.
AUGUCGAAACGCUCUGCUGAUGUCGAAAUGGGGGACGCCCCCCUCAAGGGUGGUGAUCGCCCUGAGGGUAUGGAGAUUGACGAGAAGGCCCCCGACAUGGGCGAGUUCGAGGACGAAUUCGAGGAUGAGUUCGAGGAGGACGAAAUUAUGGAGGCCGGUGUUGACGGACGCCCUGACGCAGAGAGGGAGGCUGAGGAGAAGGAAGCUGCCGUCGACCAGGGCACUUUCAUCGUCGGACGAAACAAGCUUGAAGCGGGACAGACACUCGCGCCCGACGUGUCUACCUACGAGAUGCUGCAUAACCUGAGCACGCCAUGGCCCUGUCUGUCUUUCGAUAUCCUCCGCGACAGCCUUGGUGACAACCGCAAGGUCUACCCCGCCACCAUGUACACCGUGGCUGGUACACAAGCAGAGAACGCCAGGGCUGGCGAGAACCAGCUGAUGGUUAUGAAAUUCAGCGGUCUGAGCCGUACGGAGAAGGACGACGAGGACUCUGAUGACGACGACGAAGAUGGCGAUGAGGACGCCGAGCCCAUUCUUGAGCACAAGGCGAUCCCCCUGAACUCGACUACGAACCGAAUCCGCGCCCACCAGAUCCCCUCGCAAGAUGCUUCCAGACCUCCUACCACUCUCACAGCCACCAUGACCGAGUCAUCCAACAUCUUCAUUCACGACAUUACUCCUCACAUCUACUCCUUCGAUAACCCGGGCACCGUCAUCUCCGCACAGCAAAACAAGCCAGUGUCGACCAUUCGCGCCCACAAAGCAGAGGGUUAUGCUCUUGACUGGUCCCCCCUUGUUCCCAGUGGAAAGCUCCUCACUGGUGACAACGAUGGUCUCAUUUACGUCACAACUCGCACCGACGGCGGUGGUUUCGUCACCGACACCCGGCCAUUCCAGGGUCACACCAGCAGCGUUGAGGAAAUUCAAUGGAGUCCCUCGGAACAGUCUGUCUUCUCAUCCGCCUCAAGCGACGGCACAAUCCGCGUUUGGGACGUCCGUAGCAAGAGCAGAAAGCCCGCGCUUUCAAUGCAGGUCAGCAACCACGAUGUCAACGUCAUGUCGUGGUCACCCCUCACGACGCAUCUGCUUGCGUCUGGCGCCGAUGACGGCGAAUUCGCCGUCUGGGAUCUGCGCCAGUGGAAGCAGAGCUCUACCUCUGCUGCCGACAAGCCCUCGCCGAUUGCCAGCUUCAACUACCACAAGGAGCAGGUCACGAGUAUCGAGUGGCACCCCACAGACGACAGUAUCAUUGCUGUUGCGGCGGGCGACAACACCGUCACCCUGUGGGACCUGGCUGUCGAGCUGGACGACGAAGAGAGCAAGGAUACCGGCGGCGUCAAGGACGUGCCGCCUCAGCUGUUGUUCGUCCACUACUUGUCCAACGUCAAGGAGCUCCACUGGCAUCCCCAGAUCACUGGCAGCUUGAUGGCUACCGGUGACGAGUUCAGUGUUUUCCGUACGAUUAGCGUUUAG